AUGUCGCAUCAGCGCGGCAAGGUGGACAACAACUCUUCUUGUGUGUGCCCCAACAGUGCGAGCAGCACGACUAGAAGCGGCACCAACGACCAUCGCACUGUGACAGCACUGCGACUCGUACGGGAUGUUCUGCUGAUGGAGGACUGGUUUGUAGAGCGGCCCCCGCUCGCUCUCGCCUUUGCACAUCCGCACGUGCGGCUGUGGUGCGAGAUGUGGCGUACUGAGUUUGUCGGAGACCUUCACGCACCGGCCGCGGACGAGUCGGGUGUGGUGAGGCCGCUGCCUGACACGCACGGCCGCGGCAGCACUGGCCCCGCAGCCCCGCCAGCCUCGUUUGUGCACAUUGGGCUGCGUGGCCUCCGCAAUCCAGUCGCCCUCGUGGACUCCACCUCGGCAGGCGGUGCCGGCGUCCUCAGUGGUAGCGCUCCUCUGACAUUAUCCUCUUCGAUACUUUCGAGUUCACCUAACGCUACGGUAGCGUUUCGCGCAGUGCGGUCACUGGUGGCACCGCUUGCAACCUAUCACGGGCAGGCUGCCGCGACGGAGCCGGCGCCGCUCUACGACGCCGCUAGCGUGCGCGGCAUCCCCGUCGUGGACCCCACGGCCCCCUUGUUCACCCUGGAGACCUACACAGAGCACGUGUUCCGCUUGCCUAUUGGGAUGCGGCUAGGGCGUGUGCGGCUACUCACCCUGUGGCUGCCGUGCGACUGCCCCUCUCACACUACUCAAGGGAGCCGGCGUGCACGGCUGGUGAGGGGUCUGUUCAGCUACGUGCCAGCAUCAGUGACGCACAGCGCUGCGAAGAAAGCGGCGGCCUGCAUCCACACAGCAGAGACGGAGCAGGCGAGACGUCAAGGACCACGACCGAUGCCGGCACUCGCAGUCUCGGUGCCGCAUGCUAGCCUUGGCUCCGGCAAUGCCACCUCUCUCCCCAUUGACGCUGGCAUUGCUGCCACCAUCGACGACGGCAGCGACACACCUGCGAAGCAGGACCGUGUUAACGUGGAGGAGGCAGAACAUGACGACUGGGAGGCGGUUGCACUGGAAGAGGAGGCUUUGCUAGAGCAGCCACCGCCGUCAGUGUCUACAGCAGCAGCAGUGACAGCAGCCAUACGCAUGGGUGGCUAUCCGAGCCCUCAAGCGACCCCUCAAGCUCGCACCCACUUGCCUCCCCCCACUCACCCCCCAUUGCUGCCCGCUUCUGCCACCAGGUCCAUCACCACUGCCUCCAACACCAGCGCUGUUGCCUCUCCAGGGGAGUCGCGUGGCGGUGCUUCCAGUGUUAUCGAGGGUGUGUGCGUUGCCCUCCCCCCUCCUUGUGGUUGGUGGUUGCGUCGUGGUGUACAGCCGUCUUCCUCGUCCGAUGGCGCUCCCUUGCCUCUCUACGCUCACUGUAUAGACGCGACGCGGCAGUGGCUGGAUUGGCUCGAGGCGACAGCGCGUGGCGUCGGCGACGCGCUGUCCGACGAAGGUGGCGACCGUGCCAUGCAGACAUUUCUUUGCGGAGUGUCGCUCAGCGGGUGGUCGCCCAAGUAUGUCCAGCCAACCAUCGUGUCGCGGGCAGAGCUCGCGCAGCGUAGUGUACCGGUAAAGUUGGAAGAUGCCAUCUCCCCCACUCUGCCCUUGCGCGGUCUCCACAUUGAGUCCUCUGUUGACGCGCUGAAGCGGCUGCUGGGCGUCAGGGGCGGCGAGCUUGGCGGCGCGGCGCUUUUCAAUACCCUCGUCGCUCUUGAUGCACCGUACCUGCGGAACGCCGAACCAGACUUGGACGUCGGAGGUGAUGCACUGGCCGUGCGUGACGGCGGUGACGACACGGGGUGCCUCGCGUCUGCCCUGUGCCGGUUAGGUGGACUGCGCUUCCUGUGCCUCAGCCACGGCCGUGGCGUGUUGGCGGAGGCGUCCUCGCCAUCGCUGGCCCCUACAAGCGUUCUCAGUACUUGCGUUGAGGAGCUGCACUUCCAUGACGUCACCGGCCUCACUGCACGCACGUUGGCCUCGAUGGGGCGUUGCGGGGUGUCGCUGCGCAUUGUGGAUCUGACCAACACUAACAUCACGGAGGAUGAGCUGCGCGCUCUUGUGUACGGCACGUGGAAGACACCGAGCAAAGACAGCGAAUCAGCAGCGCACUCGAGGUUGUCUCCGCUCGCUUGUCUGGAAGAUGUACGACUGACUGCCUGCCACAGCCUCACUCGCGUCGAUGCCCUCGCUGCACUCCCACGGUUGCGUCGCCUGGACCUGCGUGCCAGCGGCUUGCGCGAACUCUCGGACCUUGCAGGGUGCCACAUGCUGCAGGAGGUGGUGCUGACGCACUGUGGCCACGUGACGAAUUUGCACCCUCUCUGGCGACUCCCCCGGCUGCGCUGUGUGGAGGCGGACGGCGUCCGUCAGCUACAGCAGGAUCGAGCACUCAUGCCGCCCUCUGCCCCCACUGCGGAAGGGGAUGCGGAGGACAACGAGCGCUUUGUGGCCCCUCUGGCUCGACUGAACCUGUCCCAGGCCGCCACGAUUCGCGGGGCCAGCGUCGGCUACCUCGCGCGGCAUCUCUAUGACUUGAGCGGGCAAGCCGCCUCGCUGGUGGUGCUCCUACUUGACCACACCGAUGUCGGCGAUGACGCGCUGCGUGCCUUGGCCGGGCUCCCAACGGCAGAGGAGGAGACUGGCCGCAUCACAGGACGGUGCCUGCCGCUCGCCUCAUCACUGAGGGAGCUCAGCCUUGUAGGCUGCGCUCGCAUGCAUCACCUCGGCCCUCUUGGCGUCCUGCCGCAGCUCACCCGACUGGCGGCCGACCAUUCUGGUGUCGAGCACGUGGACGGGCUCCAGCACAGCUGCACGCUCGACUUUCUCUCUCUGAGCCACUGCACGCGGCUGUGGGACAUCCGUCCCCUCGCCUACGUAACGACACUGCGAUGCGUGGAUAUGAGCCACACACCGCUGAAUGACGCGGCACUGCUACGCUUUGUAUACCCGACUGCCGUGGAGGAGCUGUUGGCCGAGCGGCAUCCGCGCGUUGGCGAGGCCGGGACGUCGCUGCAAGCCUGCACCGCCUUUCCCGCCCCCCUCGCCCUCUCGCAGGUCGAGGAACUGAGCCUCUGCGGAUGCAUGUCGCUGCUGCACAUCGGCUGCGUCGCGCACCUUCCGCGGCUGCGUAGGCUCAACGUGAGCCGAACAGCAGUGUUUGACCGGGGGUUCGUGGGCUUUUUUGUCCAUGUGACGGUCCUCCUGCGCACUCAGUCGUGGCUGAGUGCCCACUCAGCCGGGGUUGUUGUCAAUGACCGCGUGUCUUGGGCUUCAGUACCGCUGCCAGACGAGGCAGCGCUUCUCCGUACUUGGCGAAUGGAUAUCGAAAGAGGAGCGGCGGCGCCACGAGACGCGAGCGCCACCUCCGGUAUGAUUUCCGCUGGCCGCGCUGCCCUCACCGCUGUGGGGCCACUGCGCACUCUCGAGUUCGAUUUCUUCGUCGGCGCUGUGGAUACCCUUACGCAUGUGUCUCUCUCCUACUGUGUGGAGGUGCGCUGCAUUACCCCCUUCGCUUUUUUUUCCCACCUCUCGUCACUCGAUGUCGCUGGGACGGCCGUCGACAGCGCCUCACUCCUGGCCUUUGUAAACGCGCUGUUGGAGGCCUGCAGCGACGGGGCUGCCGACGGUCCGCUGGUGCAGCUCGAGAUGGAUGCCAACGGCGUGCGCCCGAGGGCGAUUGCGGCACGGCGGAGAAGAACAGUGCCUGCCGCAUCGUUCGCUAUGGGCGGCGGCACUGCGGAUAAUGCGACUGUGGAGCCGACUCGUCGACGCCGCCGACCAUUCACGCUCACGAUGCUCACGCUGGCGUGGUGCCCCUACCUCACUGACGUGCGGUGCUGCGCGGUUGUGCCGUCCCUGCGCCGCCUGGAUGUGUGCGGAGCCCCAAUUGACAAUGCCAGUGUUGCGGCCUUCUCUUCUUGUGGGGCGUCUGCGCAGCUGGCGGUGGCGGCGUCGGAGGAGGGGGAGGGGGGGGCGGCCCAGUGGUGGCAGCACCAUCGCUGCUCGCUCUCGUUGCUGGACAUUAGUCAUUGCCGCCGUGUCACCGACGUUGCACCCCUCUUCGCGGCACCGGCCAACUCGUUCUCUGGCGUUGGCAGCCGUGGGAAGGGAGAGUCAUUGGCUCACUGCUCUCCGCACUCCUUGACGGAGCUAAGACUUCGCCACUCCGGUGUGAUGUCCACGAGGGAGGAACUGCGCGCACUCGACCCCUUGGGCCACUGCCUGUUCGUGCAGUAG
Messenger RNA from Leishmania braziliensis MHOM/BR/75/M2904, 4254 nucleotides. RefSeq lists its product as hypothetical. Bases 1 to 4254 code for a protein of 1417 amino acids. Gene Ontology annotation, biological process: SCF-dependent proteasomal ubiquitin-dependent protein catabolic process. The transcript has a single exon. NCBI's taxonomy places the organism in Eukaryota, Euglenozoa, Kinetoplastea, Trypanosomatida, Trypanosomatidae. Gene Ontology annotation, cellular component: SCF ubiquitin ligase complex. The record is from RefSeq and is a predicted model, not a curated record.